AUGUGCUCCGUCAGCCUCAUGAAAAAACCCAGAGGAGAGCGCCCCCUGUCUGCUGACCCUGUGAUUAACGACUCUACUCCAUUAUCAGGGCGGAGCGGGAAUAGAACCGUCAACUCCACCUGCGGCAGUGCGACAGUGAUGAAGAGGGGCCUCCUCCCGGGGUCAGAGGGCAAACCCGGGACUGUGGACCGCACACAAGCCUCGCUGAAGAGUAAUGGGCUCUAUCCAUCAUCCUGCCUGCUCCUGCCUGCACCAACCCCACUCGGAGCUCCUCAAAUCGGGUUAGCUCAGUCCCAGAGGCCCCUGUGGCUCUGGGGGUGGUCCCUGGUGGUCCCUAUCCCCCAGUUAAACAAGAGUCAGGUUUAUGGAGAAGCUCUCUGUAAAGACCAUAGAGGUGGAGCGUUCGGUUCCAGUCAAAUGAAGCGCAUCGAAGCUGGCAGUUAUCAGGGUGAAUUUAAAGCCGAGUCCAUAUUUGGAAUUCAGACCGCAAAGUCCCUGUCGGUGUCUUGUAUCAUCAGGGAAACCUGUUUCCUGCCCUGCAGCAUUGAUGAUCAGAUCUCAACUCUCCACUGGGCCAAACACGAAGGAAGCUUAGUGGUUCAUGGUUUCCAGUACGACGCAGAGUGGCUUGAAAAGCAGGCUCUGACCUUUAGGGGGCGCACUUCUUUAUUUCUGGAGCAGUUCUCAGGAGGAAACGCCUCUCUCCAGCUGUCGGAUGUGAAAGUGUCUGAUGAAGGCACCUACCGCUGUCUCGCAGUCUCUGCUUCUGGCUUUGGUCAGGAGUUAGAUGUUCAUCUGAGCGUAGAAGGUCCUGUGGCGUCCGUGCUGAUGGAGCUUAAAGGAGAUGUUCUGGUCUGCAGCUCUGAGGGCAUCUACCCUCAGCCCAACAUGAGCUGGGCCCCUGACUCCGCCCACCAAACUCGGAUGCAGCCGAUGGAGAACCAGCUCUACUCCAUCAGCAGCUCGCUCAGCUUUGACCCCGACCCUCCUCAGCGUUACACCUGUAACGUCAGCACGCACCACAGCUGGAAGAGCGCCACCUACAGCCUGCACCCUCCAGUGGAAAUGUCCUCAAACGUGACCCUCCCCUGCUCCAUCUCCUCGGCUCCAGUGAAGAGCCUGAAGUGGACCUUCAACUACAUCCACAACAUCCUGAGCCAGAGCGAAGAAAAUGUGACCUACGCCACCCCCUGGAGGCCAUUUGUGGUGGGCGUGUCAAAGUCGGGCAGUUUGAGUCUGAAGGAGCUGAGUCCAGAGAAAACGGGUGUGUUCCUCUGUGAAGGCCACACAGACGACCACAUCUACAUCUCCAGGACCCAACUCAAACCAACCAAAGGACCAGCAGAUCCCCCUGUUUCUUCUGCUACUGUGAGUGGAGUCACAGUCUUUCUCCUCCUUCUCGUUAUCAUCACCAUCGUCAUCGUCAUCGGCUUCUUCCUCUGGAGACGUAAAAAGGUCAAAGAGGUGAGAAGAUCCUCCAGAGAAGCUCCAGACCAGCCCCUCAGCACACUGCUGUUACACAUAUACAGUCAAUUUAUGCAUUAA
Boleophthalmus pectinirostris (great blue-spotted mudskipper) is the source of this 1545-nucleotide messenger RNA. RefSeq lists its product as uncharacterized. Gene Ontology annotation, cellular component: external side of plasma membrane. NCBI's taxonomy places the organism in Eukaryota, Metazoa, Chordata, Actinopteri, Gobiiformes, Gobiidae. The record is from RefSeq and is a predicted model, not a curated record. The coding region runs from base 1 to 1545 and encodes 514 amino acids. Gene Ontology annotation, biological process: positive regulation of T cell proliferation; immune response; T cell costimulation. The transcript has 7 exons.